CGCUCGGCGAUUGCUCAGAGUCGAGGGGAGGAGCUGGCAGAGUCGUUGUUGUUUUGGUUUUUUUUUUUUCAAAUUGUGUAACUCUGUACAGGGAAGAGAAGAAAACUGUCUUCGCCAUGCGUUCAGCCGCCGAGAAGACAUGAGCAUAACCAGCUCUCGGACAAACAGCUUCAGUGAGGACCCCCAGACCGCCGAGCCCCCGAACGAGGGGAUGGAGAGAGGGCCAGCCCGCUGGGACACUAGACAGGAACUCUCUGAGACUGCAAACUCUGAGCUGCGGUGUGGAGUGGAGAUGUCGGGUGAGGUGGGUGCAAGGGCGCCCCCCUCGGAGUGGGUCACGCUGGUCGUUGAUAACAGCCGCUUCACGGUGGACCCCGGGAUCUUCACUGCGCACCCCGACACCAUGCUGGCCAGGAUGUUUGGUUCUGCCCGACAAUACAACUUCGCCAGGCCCAAUGAGAAGAGGGAGUUUGAGAUCGCAGAGGGGAUCAGCGGCAGCGUCUUUCGAGUCGUGCUGGACUAUUACAGGAUGGGGGUGCUGCGCUGUCCCGACGGUGUUUCUGUGCCGGAGCUCAGAGAGGCCUGUGACUACUUCUGCAUCAACUUCGACUGCAACACCAUCACGUGCCACGACCUGAGCGCCCUGCUUCACGAGCUGUCGAACGACGGGGCGCGGAGGCAGUUUGAGGGGUUCCUGCAGGAGCUGGUGCUGCCAGUGAUGAUCUCGAGUGCGCAGGGGGGGGAGCGGGAGUGCCACAUGGUGGUGCUGACCGAUGAGGACACUGUGGACUGGGAUCAGGAGCACCCCCCGCCCAUGGGAGAGGAGUACUCCCAGAUUGUCUACAGCACCAAGCUGUACCACUUCUUCAAAUACAUCGAGAACCGUGAAGUGGCCAAAGCGCUGCUGAAAGAGAGAGGCCUGAAGAACAUUCGCAUCGGCAUUGAGGGGUACCCCACCUGCAAGGAGAAGGUGAAGCGGCGCCCUGGCGGGAGGUCAGAGGUCAUCUACAACUACGUGCAGCGGCCAUUCAUUCACCUGUCCUGGGAGAAGGAGGAAGGGAAGAGCCGGCACGUGGACUUCCAGUGCGUGCGGAGCAAGAGCUUGCCCAGCAUGGUAGGAGGGGGCGAGGGCGGGACCCCCCACAGUCAUGCCCCCCUCCAUCCUCCGCAGGUCGAUGAGCUGGACCGGCUCAAUGGACCCUGCCUCUGCCUUCCCCUCUCCGAAAUACAGGACGGAGAUCUCUGACGCAGUCCCCAGAUCUGCAGCAAGACCACAUCGGCCCUGCUGUGUUUACAGAGUGAAAUCAUCUGGAUUGGUUUCCUUCAGUCUCACGGGUCACUCCUCUACGCUGAGAGUCCCAGGCUGAAGAUCCUCCUGUUGGAUGUUGGAGACACCAGCUCUCGAUCUGUGAUUGGUGGGCGUGAUGUUCCGGUGCAGAAAUAGUGCAGCACAAAACGUCUGGGUCCCCUCGUCAAUACCUCAAUAUUUUACAAUGCUUAAGCAAAGACUUAUUUAGGAGCCAUAUGAGAAAUACAACACCCAAACAUCUUGUGUAACUCUUGAGUACGUUAAUCUGUUUUAACAGUGGGCUUGUGAAACCAGGAUUCAAAAUGCACCGGUCUGAAGGCACGGUCUGGUGGUGUGUCGACUGGUCAGAAGCAGGAGCAGUGUUUGAAGGCAACAAGAGAACACCCUCAACAGUGGUCAUCCCUGGCCUGGUUUAUAUUGACUUGAAAUAUCUCAUCAUGCAGUUGUUUUCUUGGAUAAUUCCUGCUGCAGAGUUUAUUUCCUUAAUUGUCCACCCAGAUAAACGCCCUGUCCGUCUGGCUCCUGUCUUUACCAGGCAGUGGAGGGAGGGGGGGGGGGACGGGAGGGGAGGAGAUGGACAUGGAUGGACAGUCAGGCAUGACAGCACUGAAGAAAGAAAAACAAAAAGGAACAGCAGGUUUGUAGGUGCAGGACUGGUUUCACCGGACCUGAUUAGCAUCAGUCAUCACCUGUGAAACCAGCCUUCGUGUUUUUCUGUUUCGUUGGGCUGUGGUUGAGCCGAGUCAUGCUGUUGAUGAAGUGCACCAUGCUAACCAUGUGUCAGGUAGCGUGAGAACGGGGCAGUGCUACACAUUACACACGGAUUGCUUUGAACACCAAAGAACGAACUUGUAUGGAGGGCAGGGCAUUGCAACGCCUGGCGAUGAUCAAGGGUUACGAGGGAUUGAAGACAGGUGUAAAAUAAUGAGUUUUAUAUUAUAUAUACACACAACGUUUGGUGUUGUUUCGGGUUUGAAUAAUGAAAGGAAUUAGAAAAAUCUGCACUUUCUUUUUGUAAACAGUGACUUUUACCAAAAAAUAACAAUUAUAAUUAAAUUCAGGGUUUUUAGUGGUAGGAAUUUUUAUUUAUUGGUGUUUCAUUUAGCACACAGUGUUCUUGGUAUUUACAAAUCAAAAUAACUUCAGUUCCCAGUACUGUAUUAUUAUUAUUGGGUUAGAUUUAGUGAAGGAAUGGAAAUAGGGCACUGGGCUAGUUACUCAGCAAGUUGUUAUCAAUCAGAUUUACAAUGUUAAUUAAAUACAAACUGCAGGACACUAAUUGCAAGUAUAUAUUUCAUUAAAGACAUACUAUAUCUGUAUACUGAAGUAUGUAUAUUAUUGUUAUGCACAUUAUAGUCUAUUAAACUUAUAAAGGCCAAAGAUUGCUAUUUAACUAAAUUGUUUUGCAUCGUCUCUUUAAAAUGCACAGUACUUGGAAAAACAUUGUGCACAGGCUUGAUGCUGCUGUGAUCAGUCUUUCUGAAAAUAAAGAAGGUAUAUUAAUAAA
Polyodon spathula (Mississippi paddlefish) is the source of this 2816-nucleotide messenger RNA. RefSeq names its product BTB/POZ domain-containing protein KCTD20-like. Lineage: Eukaryota; Metazoa; Chordata; Actinopteri; Acipenseriformes; Polyodontidae. Gene Ontology annotation, biological process: positive regulation of phosphorylation. Gene Ontology annotation, cellular component: cytoplasm. Gene Ontology annotation, molecular function: protein binding. Bases 140 to 1246 code for a protein of 368 amino acids. The record is from RefSeq and is a predicted model, not a curated record. The transcript has 8 exons.